GUAUUAAAUCUCCAUCAUUAAUGCAUGCAAGGUACAGUGUGAAUGUCAUCUAUUGCAUUGGAGAAACUUGCAUGAAUGGCUGGACAGUAAGGGUUCGUCUCUUUUCAAAAAAAAAUCAUUUAAAUCUUUUCAUUUUUUUAAUUACCAUAACUUGCCAAACGAAUUUGAAACAAUUUUAAAAUAACAAAUGUUUUUAAUGAAAUUGUUUCAAAUUCUCACAGCAUAAUAUGUUUUAGCAUUUAAAUCGUUUCAAAAUCAUGGAAACCUGAAGAGAUCAGACUGGACUGGACCUGACCUGACCACCAAGAGUGAGUUUAGGAACCAUCAAACUUUAAAUUUUUUCUUGUGUACGAUGAGUCUCUAGAGCUUCAUUUUAAUAUUGAUAUAAUGGAAAUUAUAGUGAUGUUUUUCGCAGUUUGCAUUUUGAUAUCCCAAAUAGCUCUGGGGAUGAGAAUGUUACACAAAAAUCUACUUCUGUUCAUAUAUUCACACAAAUCCCAAGAAUCAAAUGAGAUAUCCACACAAAUGGCUAGGCUUACGUUCUGAAACAAAACAAGGAUUACAACUACAAGGGAUGUUGCAAACACCAGGAGAAGAACUCUACAUUAAUAUUCAAAAUCCCAACAAAGAACACAACCUUUAUCCAACUAAUACAUAUGCUCCUCCAUCUCAUGUGCCAGGGCGAAGGAAUGUAGGACAUAGUCAUGGUUUAAACGACCCUCCUCAACCUUAUCAACCACCAUCAAUGGAUUACAGUGCUUAUGACAUUGUAAAGGCUUCUCAAUAUGGAUAUUUUGAACGUGUAAGACAACUUAUUGAAUAUGAAGGUGUUGAUGUUAGGCAGCCAGAUACAGAAAAUGUUACUGUUUUGCAUUGGGCUGCUAUUAACAACCGACUAGAAAUUGUGCGAUAUUUCAUUUCAAAAGGCGCUAUCAUUGACCAACCAGGUGGAAAUUUAAAUGCUACAGCAUUGCAUUGGACUAUUAGACAAGGUCAUCUUGAUAUGUGCAUUCUACUGUUAAAGCAUGGCGCCGAUCCAUCUAUUGAGGAUUCUGAAGGUUGUUCUGGUUUGCACUUGGCAGCACAGUUUGGCCAUACACCUCUUGUGGCUUAUCUUAUUUCAAAAGGGACGGAUGUAGACAUUAUUGAUAGAAAUGGUAUGACUCCACUGAUGUGGGCUACGUAUAGAAGUUUUGGAACUGAUCCAGCCCGACUGAUUUUAAACUUUGGUGCAUCUGUGAAUUUCUGUGAUGCUAUUCACAAAAAUACAGCUUUACAUUGGGCGAUUUCUUCAAGCAAUACUAAUGUCAUCAAACAAUUGUUAAAGUCUGGUGCCAGUCUAGAUGCUGUGAAUGCGGAAGGGCAAACACCAGUCGAAUUAGCUCUAGAUCGAAGAAAUAAUUGGAUCGUCAACCAAUUACAGGAGGAACAGUUUCAAAGAGGUAUUGGCAAGCCUGGUUUUAUCAAAAAGAUAACUAGUGAUCCUACAACUAAGCGACAUGCUUUGAUGAUCACAGCAGGUGCACCACUGUUCAUUAUUGGUGCAAUAGUUGAAUACUCCCCAUGGUGGGUGCAUACGAUAUUCAUGUUGACCAUCUUAACUGCGGUUCUCCAAGGCACAGUUAGAUAUUUAUACGAUCCCAUGAAAAAUCCGAUGGCAUUAGGUUUAUAUAUCGCUACAAAAGCUUACAUGUUUACUACGUUAUUUAUUUAUUUUUGGCCAUUGGUGAACUACCCUAAUAUACAUAUACCGUUUUGGAUAAAUACGACUUGUUUAACGUACUGUUUUUAUAAAGCAUGGCUUUCUGAUCCAGGUUUUAUAAAAACGUCCCCUUCACAGCAAAAAAAGGAAAUAGUUGAUUUAGCAGAAGCAAAAUUAUUAAAUGAUUUUUCAAAAUUUUGUACGACCUGUUUGGUACGGCGUCCUAUACGUUCUAAACAUUGUCCAAUAUGCGAUCGUUGUGUAGCGCGCAUGGACCAUCAUUGUCCGUGGGUAGACAACUGUAUCGGUUGGAAGAAUCAUCAUUAUUUUGUUGGAUUUUUAUUCUUUUUAUUUUUUAUGAAUAUUUGGUACAUGUGGGCAACAAUAUUAUAUUAUAACACGCACUGUGGACCCUUCGGGGAAGGAAUAUUACUUGCCUUACUGAAAGCUUUUUCGUGUGCUCCGUGGGUGUCUUGGGGUUUCUGUAUGGCUAGCUUUCACACCUUGUGGGUCUGUGCUUUGCUGGUCUGUAAUAUAUAUCAGAUGUUGUGGCUAGGUAUGACCACGAAUGAACGGAUGAACGCACCAAGAUAUAAACAUUUUCACGAUAAGAAGACAGGGCAUAUAUCAAGUCCGUUUUCAAAUGGUGUCAUACAGAAUACAGCCGACUUCUUUAAUUUCUCGUAUUUUGGAUUAGUGAGACCUCGUAAAAUAAAUUGGAUGAAAGAAUAUGAAUUAAGGGAAUUUCGAGGCCCACAAGAUAACUGGAGAAGGUUCGAUUAUAUAUGAGAAUGUACCAAUUUGAACUUGCUGCAACAUGACUUUACAGAAAUUUAGGAAAGUUUAAGAAAAUCUUAAAUUAUCAUAGGCAGGAGGAAUUAAUCGCAAUAAUUUUUUUUUUGUGGUUCGAGUAAAGCCUUACUACCUAUUUGUUAUUCUCCAAUUUGCACUAUAGCUCCCCCGCACAGUUUCGUUUGGUACCUUCUGAACCCUGCGUCAACUGUCAGAAUAAGCAAAGUCUGACAAAUUUCCGUAUCCAUUGUCUUAUGGAACUCUGGUAUAUUUUUUGCUGGAAUCUUUAAUCGCUCGUUAAUUUGAAAUAACAUGCAUGCUACUAGGCUGUCAAUUUUCUAUUUCUUAUUCUAUUUUCUACAAAUUAUCUGAGCUGACUGAAUUUUAAAUUUCAUUAAAUAGUGUAAAGUGGGCGCGAAAUAUUUUUCUACUUUUUAUUGUGCUAUUUAUGUAUUUGAAUUCGAGUCCAUUCCAGCUCAUGCGCAGGUUAACUUGUAUAAAACACAAACCAGGAUCUAGUUUAUUUAGGUAACUGUUGUAACAUGUUGUAAAUACGGUCACGAUAUAGCUACGUUUAAUAAUGAUUUCAUAUUAAAACAAUACUAAACCUUUUACCUAGCAA
Messenger RNA from Hydractinia symbiolongicarpus, 3116 nucleotides. Its product is annotated as palmitoyltransferase ZDHHC17-like. The transcript is spliced from 18 exons. The coding region runs from base 509 to 2491 and encodes 660 amino acids. Gene Ontology annotation, molecular function: protein binding; palmitoyltransferase activity. Gene Ontology annotation, biological process: protein palmitoylation. The record is from RefSeq and is a predicted model, not a curated record. Lineage: Eukaryota; Metazoa; Cnidaria; Hydrozoa; Anthoathecata; Hydractiniidae. Gene Ontology annotation, cellular component: Golgi membrane.